GGGUUUGAAUCAUAUUUUAAUUGAUUCCUGUCGUUGAGAUCCAGUGCCAGGUUUUUCAGCGGCCUCUGUCUGUGUCUGGUCUGGCAGCAGCGCAGCGUGAAGGCAGUGGGAAACAGAAACACUAUGGCUGCCACUCUGUCUCUUACUCAGCUCUCCAGUGGAAAUCCCAUCUAUGACAAAUACUAUCGACAGGUUGAUCCGACUGGCAGUGGGCGGGUGGCAGCAGCUGAUGCAGCCUUGUUCCUGAAGAGGUCGGCCUUGGCUGACUUGGUCCUGGGGAAGAUCUGGGAUUUGGCAGACUCUGAACGUAAAGGUGCUCUUAACAAGCAGCAAUUUUUCAUAGCAUUGCGGUUGGUGGCCUGUGCUCAAAAUGGCCUGGAGGUGGCACUCAAGAGCCUUAAUGUGGCUGUUCCUCCCCCGAAAUUUCAUGACACAAGCAGCCCGCUGUUAGCAGGAGGAGGAGGGGCUGUUGAUGUUCCCUGGGUCGUCAAGCCUGAGGAGAAGAUGAAGUUUGACUCCAUCUUUGAAAGUCUGGGUCCAGUCGGAGGGAUUCUAACAGGAGACAAGGUCAAGCCUGUCCUGCUCAACUCCAAACUGCCAGUGGACAUCCUCGGCAGGGUGUGGGAGCUCAGUGACAUCGACAGAGAUGGCACAUUGGACAGAGAUGAAUUUUCUGUGGCCAUGUAUCUGGUGUACAGAGCCCUGGAGGGGGAGCCUGUUCCCAUGUCCCUACCACCUCCCCUGGUUCCACCCUCCAAGAGGAAAAAACCCUCGGUGCCUCCUGUGAUGCCCCUGUUACCCUCGCCCCCCUCAGUCAAAGACAGUCGCUCCUCCCACGCUGGCUCUAAGACCAUGCCCCUUCCCCCUAAACCCGCCCCAGCUCCUGUCCCAACACCAGCAGCUGCCCCUUGGGUGGUGUCGCCGGCAGACAAAGCAAAGUAUGAUGAGCUCUUCAUCAAGACAGACGGUGACAUGGACGGCCUCGUGUCUGGACCUGAAGUCAGAGAUAUCUUCCUGAAGACCGGGCUGCCCUCUGCGACACUCGCACGCAUCUGGGAGCUUUGUGACAUUGGAGACAUCGGGAAACUGACCCGGGAGCAGUUUGCCCUGGCGCUUCAUCUAAUCAAUCAGAGGCUGACUAAAGGCCUGGAACCUCCUCAGAGUCUCUCCCCAGAGAUGAUCCCUCCAUCUGACAGACAAAACAUCAAACAGAACAACGUGGCUAACCUGGCAGCUGACUUCUCUGCCAUCAAGGAACUAGACUCUCUCAGUAAUGAGAUUGUCGAACUACAAAGGGAGAAGAUAACCGUGGAAGAGGAGAUCAAGGAGAAGGAGGAGGCCAUCAGACAGCGCAGCAAUGAAGUGCAGGACUUGCAGGAUGAGGUGGCGAGGGAGAGCGAGGUGCUGCAGCGGCUCCAGGUUCAGCGUCAGAAGGUCCAGGAGGCCUUGGAGGAGCUAGACCAACAGAAAAACUCCCUGGAGGAGCAGCUGACCCAUAUUCGCCAGCAGACCAACCAAGAGACCAAUCUGAUUUCAUCGCUGCAGUCGGAGCAUGAGGAGCAGGAACAGAAGAUAUGUCAGUUUGAGGAGGAGCUGGUCCAGGCCCGAGAAGAGCUCCUGGCUCUGCAGGAGGAGAGCGUGAGGCUGCAGGAGAAGGUCCAGGCCGCUCAGGAGCAGCUCACACCUCUGCAAGAGUCUGUCCGCGACUCCUUUACACAAGUUGCACAGGUUCAGCAGAAACUGAACGAGCUUCAGGUGGAGGAGAGGUCAGUAACUGCCCAACUCAGCUGGAAGAGAGCCCUAGAGGACAGCUCUCCUGUCAUGGUCAACGGAUCAGCAGGCCCCACUGCAGAGCUGUACCAGGGGGACACCUUCCAGCAGGACCUCUUCCAGGAGGACCAGCCUAAAGAGCUGAAGGAGGAAGAACCAGCUGCUCUCUGCUACCAGCAGAACGAACAUUCAGAUCAAAAAGAGAAAGAAGGAAUGAGCGAGAGAGAAGAGGAAGAAGAGAAGGAGGAAGAAAGUCUGAAGACUGCAGAGGAGGAAAAGUUGAAACGUGAUGCCUUGGAUGAUCUCUAUACCAGUCUAGCCUCCUCUGAGAUGUACAACAGUCGGUUGAAGCCACUGGAGAAUACAACGAGGGAACACAGUAGCCCUACACCCAACGUCUCCUCGGAGGUCAUAGAUGAUGCAGAGGAAUCCCCUAGAGAGAGCCCGCCAAAGGUUGCAUCGCCAGAGCCAGAGAUCAAACCGGAGUCUGCAGAGUCCCCAGAAAGUACCCCUUCUUCGUUACCGCCUCAAGUCGGCCCUCGCUCUCUGCCACCUCAGACCAGCCCUCCCUCCCUGCCUGAGAUGGACUUUUUCCAUUCGGACCCCUUUACUGACCAUGAUCCAUUCAAAGAUGAUCCAUUUGGAAAAGCAGAUGUUGCAGAUCCAUUCGGAGAAGAUCCGUUCAAAGGGUCGGACCCCUUUGCUGCAGACUCUUUCUUCCAGGCCUCCAGCGCUCCCUUUGCCUCAGGCGACCCAUUCUCUGCCUCAGCUGACCUGUUCGGUACCACAACUGGCGUGCCAGAACCAGACCUGUUUGCAGCCAAGCCGAAGGAAGCAGAAGCUGCACCAGCAGCAGGCCCAGAUCCCUUCACUUCCAAACCUACCAAUCCAGCUUUAGCAGCCAAGGAUCCAUUCAGCUCCACAGGGAACAAUAUGGCCGAUUCUGACCUGUUUGGAGGCAAAGUGAACGCCAUUGGGGAGGUGGAUCCCUUUGGUUCUCAGGACGGAGGGACAGAUCCCUUCAGCUGCUCUUUACCCAGCUCUGAUCUGGCCGUGAAGGACACUGCAGCAUCCAAUGACCCGUUCGCUCCAGGUGGUACGACAGUGAACGCCAGCUCAGAUCCAGAUCCGUUUGCUGCUGUGUUUGGUAAUGAAUCAUUCGGAGGGGGCUUUGCAGAUUUCAGUGCUUUGACAAAGUCAAACGGGGCUGACCAGUUUGGCAUCAACAAUAAGAACCUGUUCCAGGAAGACAGCGAGUCUGUUGGACCCGAUGUGCCCCCAGCUCUGCCUCCAAAAACCGGUACGCCAACUAGACCACCUCCUCCACCUCCAGGUAAGAGGUCAUCCAUCUCCAGAACUGAGUCGUGUGAGUCCUUCCAACGACGAGGGCCCUUUCUCCAACAGCCUUCAGGAGACUUCUCCUCCUCUUCCCUGCCUGCCAAGGAUCCUUUAGCUGACCCCUUCGCCCCCUCCUCCCCUCCUCGUCACAACGUACGGGAAGCUGACCGAUUUGCCAGCUUUGACAAACAGUGGGAUGUACCACCUACAAUAUCCAACAGAGGAAGACAUGAUAGAGUGGGCAAAGCGCGAGAGCGAGCGAGAGGAAAAGGAGCGACUUGCCAGGCUCACCCAGCAGGAACAAGAGGACCUGGAGCUGGCCAUCGCACUCAGCAAGUCUGAACUCUCUUGAGGACCUCGUCUCUCCCUGCCCUCCCCUUCCCUUCCUCUCCUCGUCCACUGACCUGGCUCGGCACGGCACAGCACAGCCUGUCCCAGCCCAGAAAGCACCAAAGCAAUAUGGGGACUGUAUAGGACUGAUUCAGCAGCACCGGCUGACCCCAUGAAGAGACUUUGUCAGAAUGAACCCAUCUCUGAAUCUUUCAGCGCCCUUCUCCCCAGACUGUGUUCACGAUAUUGGCAUUGCGGUAUUGUAUUUUUCCAUCCUGUUGGUCUUGUUUUGGAGGAGUGGACCAAGAUGGAGUGUAUGUUUUGAAGAAUGGAUUGUUGAAAAUGAAAUGCGGUGAAUAUGGAUUUAGAGAUUGCGCCGUUGAUUUCAACACCAGGCUACAAAUGUAAUUUAUUUAAUGCACUCAAAACUAGAUUGAAAUGGCCUUGUCAAAAGUCCUGUCUUUAUCCACUAACAGUAUCUGUAUACUUUAUUAAAACUCGACUCACUCUAGCUUCUGAAGUUAUAUUGAGGAUUUCAUGAGCUUUCUUUAAUUAGAAAUAGACUUGCUAAUUUUGGAGCACCAAAAUCCCCCUAAUUUCCUUCCAGCUCUCAGUUAAUAUUCUGAAACUAAAUCUUGAACUGUGUGUAGUUUCAAGACAGUAACAAAGUGUUUUUUGAGGCACUGUAACAAAAUCUUUCAGUCUUUUUUUAAAUGGAGUGACCACUUACUUUUCUAGUCCUGUAUUAUGGCAGAAUACAGGACUAGCUGAGAUAAAAAAUAAAUAAAAGUAGCCUAUGUUUUCAGGACAGGGUAACAGAAUUCAACAUUUCUACUUGUUUAACUGGAAGUGACCGGUCCUCGGAUAGGUGAAACGUGCAAAUUUAUACUAAAGUUGAACAAAUCCAUCACAGCUACUACAUUCAGCUUCUAGAUACUUUAAUUUCUUUUAGGUUUUUGUUCUGUCCACAGGUUUGUUUGGGAGAUCCUGAAAGGAAUUAAACUACUACUAUUACAUGUAAUAAUUAUAUAUUAAUUAGCAUUACAUUUCAGGGCACACUACAAUGGAUUGCACAAAAUGAGAACCGAGAUAAACAUCUCUCCCAUCUGAGUCCAACAUCAAAUACUUAUCUUUUUAUUAGUAUGAAACUUUCAGUUCUGGGCAAUCACUGACACAUUUGUAUUAAUGUGGCCUCAGAUUAAAGAAUGUUUUUUUUUUAUUAAUAUGUGGCUGAAAAACAGGUGGGUUUGGACAUUAACAGACAAACUAAAAUAGUUAUGAGUUGUCAUUGAUACUGUAUGAGAAAAACCGAUUUAUGCCCACUUUACCUGCUUUGUAUACUCCUCCAUUAGUGUUACUAGAGAAUCCUGAUAGUUCCAGGGUUAGGCACACAUCAGUCUCCCUAAAGCAGUGCGCAAUGACACUUCCGUAGCAUGGAUGCUGUAUGUUAACUGAGAGAAAUGUAUUAAAAAAAGUAACUUUCUCAAGUAGUCAGUUGUCACAAAUUUCACACCAGGUGUCAUUUCAAAGUGUGCCACUGUUGGUGCUUCUAUUGUUAGCAUUUGUAUGAACUUUUUUAUUUUUUCCAGAAUGUUUAUUGUUUUAUUUUUUUCAGGAGAUGCUUCCUCUCUGAGAGAAGAACUGGAUUUCAAAGUCUUACACAAAGUCAGUAAAAGUUGAUAAGCGCCUCUGUGUUUUGGGUGGAGCAGUUUGUCUUCUGUCUGUGCGCUUCAGGCUCCGUGGGGUUUUAACUUGCCGCUGUUGAGAUAUACUGUACAUCCCCGUUGCACUGCAUCCACACGCCUGUUGACACCCACACAGCAGUUGGCCAGCCAGUGAUCCUUCAUCUUCCUGGAUAAUUUUGUGUUUUCUCCCAGAAAAUUAACUAAGUUACUUAACGCAGAGUGCUAAACUGUGAUAGAUGGUUUCUGAACAAGGGAAGGCUUAGUUGAACAGUAGGAGGCCUUUUGUUUUCAUUGUCUUUGCUGAUUUCUGACCAAACUGUGCACAACAUUCUUGGACACUUCUUCCUUUUUUCUCUCUUUUCGGCCUUGUUAAGAAUGAGCAUAGUCAUAGUUUCCUCUUCUCAUGUUUAGCCAGUUUACUGUCUGUGGUUGAGGCUGCACUUCCUACUUGGGGUGUCUCAUAUUGCAGUUCACAUUUAUCUUAAAUACAAGAGACCAGAAGUCAUCCGUCUCUUCCUCACCUUCACAGCUGAGUCUCUUGUCAUACCACAGUUUAAUUCUCUCACAUUUAAAGGCCCCCUGACACGUUACUCUCAUUUGUACAGAUUCCCUUUACAAAUCAAGAACCACUUCUAGGCUUACCCAUAAUGGGUUUUUAAAACUCAAGCUAAUUGUAUUUUAUUUUGUAUUUUCUAACGUGUAAGAACAAAAAAAUCAUUAUUUGGAGGUUUAGCCAGAAUAUGUAAUGCAUUUAAUUGAAACAGAAUAAAUAUUAAACAUGUAGUUUUGCA
Messenger RNA from Perca fluviatilis (European perch), 5914 nucleotides. It is a transcript of the gene eps15, whose product is annotated as epidermal growth factor receptor pathway substrate 15. Gene Ontology annotation, cellular component: clathrin coat of coated pit; cytoplasm; plasma membrane. Bases 124 to 3450 code for a protein of 1108 amino acids. Gene Ontology annotation, molecular function: calcium ion binding; cadherin binding. Gene Ontology annotation, biological process: endocytosis; endosomal transport. The record is from RefSeq and is a predicted model, not a curated record. The transcript has 26 exons. NCBI's taxonomy places the organism in Eukaryota, Metazoa, Chordata, Actinopteri, Perciformes, Percidae.